Diaporthe batatas is the source of this 6001-nucleotide messenger RNA. RefSeq lists its product as uncharacterized. Lineage: Eukaryota; Fungi; Ascomycota; Sordariomycetes; Diaporthales; Diaporthaceae. The record is from RefSeq and is a predicted model, not a curated record. The transcript has 4 exons. Bases 139 to 4332 code for a protein of 1397 amino acids.
UUUGAGCCUUGCAGGCAUCUCUGACAUCAAAAGCCUUCUUACACGCUUGAUAUACUAAAGCAGUGAAGAUCAAGAUGAACUAGAACCGAUUUGACGGUCUCGCCUCUGACUGUUGUGGUGGCUUUGAGGCCGAAGCAGAUGGAGCGUCAACGAGGAGAAGCUCGAGGGGCGCCCGGAGCAGCUCGACGGCCUCAAAAGCCAUCAAUUGGCUCGAAAACGGCCUCAAACGCGAGCCCUGACACGGACGGGCAUCAAUCCAAGCCCCAGAACGUUCAUAAAGACGGCCAGGACGGUGCGGGACGUCCUAUUGCUGCCCAAAGCUCCGAAUCGCCCAAGGGUGCAGCCCCUGGGUCGGCCGCGCCGCACGCGUCGGCCGCGUUGUUCUCGAGCAACGAUAACGAUGCACAGCCGCACCCGGCAGCAAAUUACCAGCCACACAACGGCAUUCGGCCAAACACCAGCAAUGGGCAGCAGCACAGCCCUGCGGUUUCGGUAACUCAGCAGCCUCCUGUUGCUGGCCCCUCUGCCUCUGGUACUACGGAUACACAGAGUGAACAAAAGGCAGCUGAGGCGCGCAUAGGCGCCGCUCGGCCAAUGCCGGCCGCAUCGACUGAGACAUGUUCGCGUCCCCCAAAGCCCGCCGCGGACGCGAGGGCCCCAGCUUCUUUGACGUCUUCUUUGCCUAGUCUUCUAACGUCUGCGCCAGCUGCCAAUAGCAGGCUUGGUAGUGAUCUCGGCCGUCAGCACGGCUCUCCAGGCGAUGCCCAUGGCUCGGCAGCCAGCAUUUCACCCGUUGGGCAGGUUUCCGCUGAUGGUGGGCGAGCCCCCGUCAGCAAGCCGAUCCUGAAGAUGAGAAGGACAGGCCAAAACUUCCCCAUAGCCUCACCUAGGUCGUCUUCCCCCUUACGGACGCCUGCAUCACUCCAUCAGAAGAAGGCCCCUUCGCCCAAUAAGACGAUAGGUCCUGUGCAACAGGGCAGCAGGGGCUUAUCGAAAGACCCCGAGACCACUCAGAACGGCGGUUCUGGCGUACGGGAAGCAGCAAAUGGGCCAGAUAUCGACAGGAAGUCAGGGUCGGGUACUCCUGUCCGGUCUUCAGGACCUUCAACCUACACUCAGUUCUUGGGUGGCCUGACUGCGAAACCGAAAAGCCUUGACGGGCAAUCGAAAGCAGUACCAAAACCAGCCCACAGCAAAACAGAGACCACCCCCACGGAGAGCCUUUCCAUAGGCAAUCUUACAGAUCAUGUGGCCGACGAAUCUUCUGAUGAUGAGAUCAAGUACGAGGCCACCCCUAAGCUAGUCGUCUCCGACGAUGUUUCUGAGGACGACUUGGAAGAUGACACUUCCGAAGACGAAACGGAGCUUGACGGUGAGGGCGAUGCUACACUGGUCUCUACCGCUUCGCGGGAGGCGGAUGCAUCAUCUCGACAGCUAUUCCAUCCGCCUGAUGAAUCCGAUUACGGGGACGAGGUUGGUGACGAUGAAGGCGAUGAGGACGAUGAAGGCGACAGUACUGUAUCUGCAUCGCCGUCAGAGUCCUCGCCAGCUGCAGACGAGGAGCCCAUGGUCACGGUCUCAUCUGCCAGCAUUCAACGCCGACAAGAUUACCCUGGGCGAAUUUUGGAGACAGCCAAAUCCGGUCGCCCGUACCAUACUUGGCUCGAUGGGAGAAGUUCGUUCCACAAUGGCGGUGCACUCUUCCCUGAUGGGUACCAGAAAAGUACCAGAUUCGCUGGUUCUUCGUGGAUAUGCCCAGUGCGCUCGUGUAGGCAGGUACACAAGACUGCCUUCAGCCUUGGCGACCACUUCAAGGUGAAGCACAAGAGAUUCAUGUUCAACGAUAAUAUGGACGGCACCUUGUCAGUUGUUGGGUCGUACAGCAAGAGAAGCCAGCCCGGAAAACACUUACCUGUUGUUGUCAGCCGACGGCCCUUGGACCCAAGAGAGCCGCCAAUGGCUGAGGCAAUGGAGCCAACAGGGAGGGACAGAUUCCCUUCCGACGCAAUCCAGGCCGAGUCCGAUUCUGAGAGCGAAAGCCUGGACCCCGAAACCUUGGUGACUGGGGAUAUCGAAGAUCCAGCCCGACCUGCGGGCCCCUCUCAAGUCCUACGGCGGGGCAGUGCCCAUGAAAUGUGGCAGUACAUCCGCCCCUUUCUGACAAAUCACCGAGACUCAUCCCCAACAGGGAAUUGGAUACAAGACGUCGUCCGCCUCCCUCGCGUCCGCGACAUCAAAUGGAACGAGCCUAGGAUCAAGGAGCUGCCAUACAUGGAUACCCACCUACGAGACAUAACGGCACUCAUCAUUCAGGUGACGGGCGUCGAGGCCCCAACGCCAUGCGCGGCUUGCGCGCAAGGUAGGGGACCGUUCAAUGGCUGCGUCAGGAUCUCGCCACAGGCAAGCCAAGAAUCACGCAACAGCGUCUUGGCCUGUGCGAAUUGCUACUACCACUGCAACCAGUCCAAGUGUAGUCACUGUGCUGCAGCCGUGCCGCGUCGCGACAGACAGCGACGGGAGCGUUUGAGAGACAAGAAAACGAUCUACAAUGUGAAAGUCCUUUCAGACAGAGCGCGCGGAAGAGCGCGCGGAGCCAUCAGACUUGAAAAACCAGUCAAGGAGCCCCGGGCAUCUCGGACAACGGUAGACAACUCGCCGGAGGAGACUUCUCACCCAAGGGUGAAGAUCUACCAGCCGGAUGAGAUCCAUAGUCUGGAGAUGGCAAGCAAGGAUCGCGCGUACAAGAUGAUCAGGGGAGAGCAUGGGGAGCCCAUUUCUAUGUGUGGGGCCUUGAUACCAGAUCGCUAUGAUCUGGAUCGAACGGUCCCUGGCCGGCCUUGGGUGUGUCCAAUCCGUUCCUGCAGGGCCGCGUUCAAGAAAAUUGUUGGUUUGGGAUCUCACUUUGCGGUCAAGCAUCGGGGAAAUUUGUUGAAUGACAACCAGGAUGGCACACUGUCGAUUGUAGGUGCCUACAACAGCCCACUGAAAGGCUCCAAGUACUGUGCUCCUCUGGUCAUAUCACAAAAACCUCUGGAUGAGAGUGAACCUCCGAUGGAAGCACCGAAGGUGCCCGGUUAUGUUCGUGUUGGCGAUACGAACUCGGAGCCUCCACCUCGCCCGGCAGACCGUGUAGCUUUGAACCCCGGCAGAUCGGCAGACUCAGCACAGCUCAACCGGGUUGAGCCGCCCGAGUCCGACAAACACAGCGGAGCAAAACGAGUCUGGAACCACAUUCUGCCCUUCCUGCCUCAGCCUUUGGACCCCAAGAUCUUCGAUCCAGAGAUCAUCAGACUCUUUGCUCUGCCGGUGCUCCAGAGAGUCCAAUGGAGGAAUUCAUGGAUGAAACGCCGUUUGGAUAAUGAUCGAUACCAAAUAUUCGCAAUACUUGUGCAUGUCCUUGGAGUCGAGCGAAAUGCCAGUGGCGAAAGGUGUUGUUCGCUUUGCAUCAGUGGCGAGGGUCCUUUUGAGGGAUGCUGGACCCUGCCUAGGGCCGCCGCCUGGGAAUCGCACCGGUAUGCGACGUGUUGUGCGAAUUGCCUUUUCGCACAUAAGAGGUCACAUUGCAGUGUCAAGUCCAGCUGGGAAACAAGAUGCAUUACGAGGCCUGGUGAGAAGACAUUCACAGGCACACCUCCGCCCGUCGCUGAGUGGGCUGCGACUGCCACUACAGCAAACGACAGCAGCCAGGCUAAGAAACGCCAACUGUCUCCUUCCGGUGCCAACGAAGAAUCACUCUCACAACGCCGGCGGUAUGAGCAGAGCACGGGAUCAAAUGACGAAGAACAACCUGGAGCUGGCAGAAGAAUUGUCACCUUGCCUCUGCCGCUGUCCAGGAGAACAACUCGCGCGACAAACGCCCGAACGAGGAGACACGAAUCGCCCGAACCACAGCCGGAGCAGAGCAAACCCCUUGUUUCGACAUCUUCAUCGGCAGUUAUGAUGGCCGGUCAGCAAACCUCAGACGAGCUGCUUGAAAUGGAAGACUGGGAGAUCGCACCUGGGCGCAUUCGCGAGGACGGCUCCGCACACCCAAACAACAUCGCGUUUUCCAAGGCGUUCCUGGAGAACAGCCAGAGCAUCCCGGUAGCUGCCGACGUCUCGUUCCGGGUUGAUACAAUAAAAUCGGGCCACAAGCUCGAAUUCGAGGCUACCACAUCCAACACCCGCUACUGCUCUGUCGCCACCGGUAAGCUACGCGUCUCGAUCGCCGGCCAGCCAGAAUUCGUUAUUGGCCCUCAUGGGGUGUUUAAGAUCAAGCCUGGGGUGAAGGCGUGGGCGCAAAAUCGUCUCUACAUCGAUUCGGUGGUGCACGUGGUUUCAGUGCGUGAGUAGGGGCUUCGUUGGCCACCACACGCUCAGAUGAAUGUGGCCGGGCAACCGAAGUGGGUGUCUCUAGGAGUCAUGAAGCAUUGCAGGCGUUAAGGGCAAUAGCAUGCAGCAUCCGGCGUCCUCCGAUGUACAGUGACAGUCCUAGAUGUUGAAAGGACCUUAAUAAGACCGCCUUCAGAAAUGAAAAAAAUUGGGUCUGCAAAGGCCAUCUAGUGGCUGCGAAUAACAGGCUCCGGCAACCAGUCCUCGUGAUGUAGAAGCAGAGUGUUUGCAGACUGAGGUUUGCGGGUAUGUGUUUGAUUGAUUACUCGAGUGUCCAUGACGCGUCCACGGUAUCUCUCCCGUGGGGCAUCCUCACUAUGGCAUAGCUUCCUGUAGUAUACUGUCCGCGGAUGUCAUUUGUUGUCAGGAGGUAACGGCUUGUGGCCCCUUCCACCAACUCUUCAAGCCCUCCACGUCGCACCACCCUACAUCCGCCGGAUCCUCAAACCACCAAUUCGUCCCGGGCUUCGGCCUCUCGUUCCCGUAUUUCUUCAAGCUGCCGCCAUCGAACCUGUGAUUCUUCACACCAAGCAGUAGCACAACGCUGCCGAUAGCCGGGGCGAACCCGUCCGGGUCCAGGAAGACGGUUAGGAGUACCUGCUUGUCUGUCGAAGGAUCGGCCAACCUCGCCAUGCGCUGCUUUCCGACGUAGCCAGGCAGGAGUGCAGGCUCGACGUCGGAGAGCCAGGUGACCACCGCGAGGACGUUGACGGCCCAAUUCUGCUUGUAGGGCAGGUGAGGGAUGGCCUUGAGCGGUGUAAGCUUUAGUGGCUUGCCCAGGGGCUGCUGCCUGAGUUCUGCCUCCUGACGACGUUCCUUGAUCGUCUGCUCGGAUACCUGGCGGCUUUCGAACGCAUCUUCCUCAUCAGAAUCGGGUCCCUCAGCCUUGUUUGCCGUAGAGGGAUAUGUUGUUUCGAGGUCUGGUGUGUCUAGUUCUGGUGCAUCAAUUUGUGGACGGGUCGCUGCUAUGCUGCGAUUCUGUCGGCCAGAGGCGAGUUCGACAUCCUCUCCCUGGGGGCCCACGGAGGUGUACGAUUCCUCCUGUCCUGUUGUCCCAGCCAUCUGCAUAUAUGCAGUGUUCCAGCCGACAGUGGUCAUAUCCUUUAUCACUAGAUAGACCAUUUCCACUGCACCAUCGGAGUCGUGAUCGGCAUCCGAGUCCACUGCGACCGACUGCACAUUAAAGCUGCUCAGUCGCACGUAGCAUCCCACAAAGAUGCGGCCUAUAUCCACAAACCGGUGCAUUUCUGACCGGAGUAGCGCCUGGAUGCAUAGCUCCCCAUCACCCAAGAGCAGACGGACGGUUCGGUAGCGUUUAGAAACGGCCAGGUGUGCAUCGAUACCUUCCACCAAGAAUAUGGAGCCCUGGAUGCAGUGGCGAGUACGUAGGACCUCAGAUAUCAAGGGACGAGGCUCGAACGGCUCGGUGGGAUCAGCCGCCACCACCGCGGCCUCAGGAGUCACUUCGGAGGCGGGCAUGGGUGCGACGGCCUAGGGAUUGAGAGAACAUGGCUGCGAGCCUAGAGACUUCUGUAACUCUCAUAUCCGACGGAUGACGAAAGACUUUCCUAGUCAGUAAAGCUCACGGAUAUUGAAUGUUUGGCGACUCGUGGGCGUGUAAGCGUAGGGC